ACAAAACUCCCACUUUUACAAGAUUUGGAAGAGGUGAUCGGUAAACAACCUUACCUUCAAACCAUGUUUUCUCUAAAAGAGAUGCCUAUAUCAUUGACAACAUUGUUCUCAGCCUAUGCCUCCAUUAGUGCUUUUGUGAUGCUAGUAAGAUCCAUGGUAAAUGAACUCGUACCUCCUGAAUUCCGCUCUUAUCUCUUCUCCAUCUUUCGACAUUACUUCUUUACUCCUCAAUCUGCUCAACUCACUCUCAUCAUCGAAGAGAACUGUGGUAUCGGUACCAAUCAAAUCUAUGAAGCUGCCACAAUUUACCUACGUACCAAGAUUAGCGACUCAACAGAACGUCUCAAAGUAAGCAAAACCAUUAGGCAAAAGAAAUCAACCAUUGAUGUUGUAACGGGUGAGGAGAUUACUGAUUGCUUUGAAAACAUUAAGCUCAAAUGGAAGUUUUCAGAAAAAGGAGAUAAUCGUCAUGAUCGUCAGAAAUUUAUUGAGCUUUCCUUUGAUAAGGAAUUCAAAAAUGUUGUGCUAGACUCUUAUUUACCUUAUGUAAUAACUAGUUCUGAGACUAUAAAAGAAGAAGAAAAGGAGGUAAGGCUUUAUAGCCGUGAUUGUCGUGGUUGUGAUGAUGAAGGUUAUAGUGAAUGGGGUUCUAUUAAUCUUGAACAUCCAGCUACGUUUGAGAAGUUGGCAAUGGACCCAGAGGUGAAGAAGAUGAUCAAGGAUGAUUUGGACAGGUUUGUCAGAAGGAAGGAGUUGUAUAAGAAGGUUGGCAAGGCAUGGAAGCGAGGGUAUUUGCUUUAUGGCCCUCCGGGUACUGGUAAAUCAAGCUUGAUUGCUGCCAUGGCUAAUUACCUCAAGUUUAAUAUCUAUGAUUUGAACCUUUCAAACAUAUACUCAGAUUCAGAGUUGAGAAGGAUAUUGCUUUCCACAUCUAAUCGUUCUAUACUGGUAAUUGAGGAUAUAGAUUGCAGUGCAGAGUUGGAAGAUCGAGAGGAAGAGGAUAACUCUAAGAAUUCUUCCUCUAAGUUCACACUAUCGGGUUUAUUGAACUUCAUAGAUGGAUUAUGGUCAAGUUGUGGAGAUGAGCGAAUUAUUGUGUUCACCACCAAUCAUAAGGACCGGCUUGAUCCUGCUUUGUUGCGCCCAGGCCGUAUGGACAUGCACUUGCACAUGUCAUAUUGCACCAUGGAUGGGUUCAAGGUGUUAGCUUCUAAUUAUCUUGGUAUCAAUGGUGACCACCGACUCUUUAAAGAGAUUGAAGGAUUGUUGGAGAAUGCAGAGGUUACGCCAGCUGAAAUUGCAGAGGAACUUUUGAAGAGUGAUGGUAACGAUGUUGCUCUUGAAGGCCUUGUCAAAUUUCUUGAGCAAAAAAGACUAGAAGAUGCAAAGAGCGAAGUGCAAAAACCCAAAAGAGUUAAAUGAUUUUUUAAACUUGGACAAGGAAAGCAUUGUACCAUUAAGAGUUCCUGAAAUAUAUAGUUCAAAAAGUACUAGAGAAUUUUACAAA
Molecule: messenger RNA, 1507 nt
Organism: Quercus robur (English oak)
Lineage: Eukaryota; Viridiplantae; Streptophyta; Magnoliopsida; Fagales; Fagaceae
Product: AAA-ATPase At2g18193-like
Exons: 2
Coding region: 64-1422 (452 amino acids)
Molecular function (GO): ATP hydrolysis activity; ATP binding
Source: RefSeq, a predicted model, not a curated record